GCUAUACAAAUUGAGAAAAUAGCAACAUGGCUGCAGACUACACUCUUUCAUUAGAGGUUAGUGGAAAGCGGAGCUGUGAUGGCAAAGUUAGAACUUGCAGCUUUAGCCAGAUGAUUCAUUCUAUUGUCCAUUUUGAUUGCUUUUCAUCUGGGAAAACUAUGGCAGAAGUUUCUAACGAGGAGGGAGAUUUAGAGAAGCACCCAGCAAUUAAUGGAAAGAUGACGAGGAAACGUGGAGGAUGGAAGACUUUUCCUUUCAUUAUUGGAAACGAGAUAUGCGCUGGAGCAGCAAUCACAGGCCUUGCUGCAAAUAUGAUUGUCUAUUUGAUUACCAAGUUUAACAUAAAAAGUAUUGAGGCAACUCAUAUCAUCAAUAUAUCCAAUGGAGGGAAUGAUCUCUCUCCAUUGGUUGGUGCAUUUCUUGCAGAUGCAUAUCUUGGCCGUUUUUGGGCUAUUUCCAUUGGUUCAUUUCUCUCAUUUAGUGCAAUGAUCAUUCUAAUGCUGACGGCCAUGAUAGAAUCCUUAAGACCACCUCCAUGUGGACCCCAGCUACAAGCCUUGGGAAGAUGUGAUGCUCCCACCAGGAGACAGUAUGCAGUUCUCUAUCUUUAUUUUGCCUUAACAAUUGGAGCAUCGGCAGGGUUAAGAUACAAUUCAGGGACUUUUGGAGCAGAUCAGUUUGAAAAGGAUAGUGCAAAAGGAAUGAGACAGAUUCAGAGUUAUUUCAACUGGUAUUAUUGUGCGCUGUUUGUUUCAAUCGUGAUAGCUUCCACUGUAAUUGUUUAUAUUCAAUCCAGUGUAAGUUGGGCAAUGGGAUUUGGUCUGUGUGUGCUACUAACUGGAAUAUCAAUGCUAUUUUUCUUCUCGGGGACAAAGUUGUAUAAUCGUGUCCGUCCAGAGGGCAGCCCCUUCACAGGGCUUGCCCAGGUGGUAGUGUCGUGCCUCAGAAAAAGGAAUCUUCCAUUGCCUUCCAAUGAAGAGGAUUUAUACAGUGGAGAGAGAAUCGAGUCAGGGCUUCCCCUGACAGAGCAGCUCAGGUUUCUCAACAAAGCAGCCAUAAAAACACCAGAGGACUUUUCUUCAGAUGGGCAUAUAAACCAGAACCCAUGGAGACUCUCCACAGUUGACCAAGUCGAGCAACUUAAAUCCAUUAUUAAAACGUUGACAAUCUGGUCCUGUACAGUCAUCCCAGCCAUUAUGAGUUCCCAGCAGAUCACAUUCUCAGUGUUGCAGGCACUGACAAUGAACAGGCAUUUGGGAUCCCAUUUCAAAAUACCAGCGGCUUCUUACAUGGUCUUCAGUCUGCUGGCCUCUGCAAUAACAUUAUCUAUCUAUGACAAAGUGGUGGUUCGCUUGGCAGAAAGCAAGGGGAUAAAAAUAACACAGCUGAGAAGAAUAGGCACAGGCAUGGCUAUUGGCACAUUAGGAAUGGCAGUAGCGGCCAUAGUGGAAAGAAAGCGUCUCAAUGUAGUCCAUGGCCAUCGUGUUGCAGAGGAAUCAGCGCUAUGGUUAGUUCCUCAACUUGUGAUAAUGGGGUUGGGGGACGCGUUUCAGAACGUAGGAAAAAUUGAUCUCUUUUAUGCUGAAUUUCCAGAAACAAUGCGCAGUACAGCUACAGCUUUGGUUGCUGCAGGGGUUGCAGUGGGCUCUUAUUUGAGCAGUUUGUUGAUCAGUGUCAUUCAUAGAAACAGCAAUUGGCUUGCAAAUAACAUUAACGAAGGACGUCUGGAUUACUUUUAUGCCCUACUCUGCGUAAUGGGGGUCGUGAAUUUUGGCUACUUCUCAGCAUGCUCUCGUCGGUAUAAAUACAAAACGAAAAUCUAUGGUUCCCGUGACAUUUCUACCUUUUGAAAAAAUACAGAUUUUCUUAUUGUCUAUCCAACCAUCAGAUUGUAUUAAUUAAUUAAUAAAUAAAGUCAAAUGUACAAUAUGAUGGCAGUAUAGACGUCCCCUCAAGCAUUUGCAUGAGAGUAUAUUUGUCAAAAUGAUAAAUUGUUUAUUUUUUAUGAUUUUGAUAUGGAUUUGUUAUCCAAAUCAGCCAACUCAAAAUUGUAUGACAGUAUG
Cryptomeria japonica (Japanese cedar) is the source of this 2063-nucleotide messenger RNA. RefSeq names its product protein NRT1/ PTR FAMILY 2.7. The transcript has 4 exons. Lineage: Eukaryota; Viridiplantae; Streptophyta; Pinopsida; Cupressales; Cupressaceae. The record is from RefSeq and is a predicted model, not a curated record. Gene Ontology annotation, cellular component: plasma membrane. Bases 27 to 1850 code for a protein of 607 amino acids. Gene Ontology annotation, biological process: oligopeptide transport; transmembrane transport. Gene Ontology annotation, molecular function: transmembrane transporter activity.